This is a messenger RNA of Nymphaea colorata (pocket water lily), 1270 nucleotides long. RefSeq lists its product as uncharacterized. Lineage: Eukaryota; Viridiplantae; Streptophyta; Magnoliopsida; Nymphaeales; Nymphaeaceae. Gene Ontology annotation, molecular function: polysaccharide binding. The record is from RefSeq and is a predicted model, not a curated record. Bases 43 to 981 code for a protein of 312 amino acids. The transcript is spliced from 3 exons.
CACCUACACUCCAUAGAGGACUGUACAGCUUCUCAGUUAAACAUGAAGCCGAUUUUCUGGUUUUGCACCACCCUUCUUACUGCCAUUCUUUUGCCGGUUUCCGGCCAAAGUGUUGAUCACCGAUGUAGAUCCUACUGUGGGAAUAUCACCGUCGACUACCCUUUCGGCAUCCGGCAUGGAUGCGGCCACGCUGGAUACAGGGACCUCCUCUUCUGCAUCAACGACAUGCUCAUGUUGCAUAUACAAUCUGGUUCUUAUCGUGUCCUAAACAUUGAUUAUGCUUACAGAGUACUGACCCUCCACGAUGCCGGCAUGUCGACGUGCAGUGUGCUGAAACGGGGCGCCGGCAACGGGUUCGUGCUAGAAAAGCCGCGGGCUCGGUACUUAAAGCCCACAUCUGAUAAUGUCUUCAUGUUAAUCGGUUGUAACGCAGAUUCACCAUUGUUCCAAGGCUUCCCUACCAGGAACCUACCAUGUCAAAAUGUUUCCGGCAUGGGCUGUGAGGGGUUCUACGAAUGUCCGGCCUGGUAUGGGCAGCGGCAGUAUGGGAGGAGCCAAUUAGGACCCAAUGGUGGCGCCACCACUCCGGCGGGGCCGCCGGAUUGUUGCGCGGUUUCUUUCGAGGCAAUUCGAGCUAUCAAUUUGAGCAGGCUGCAGUGUGAUGGUUAUAGUAGUGCAUAUGCAUUGGCUCCACUGCAUUUGGAGAGUGCGAGCCAGUGGAUGUAUGGAAUCCAUGUCACAUUCUCUAUACCGGAAAGUCACUCGUUUUGCCAGGCCUGUGAGGCUACCGGCGGCACUUGCGGGUACGACGUCGAUGCCGGCGGGGAACUGUGCCUGUGCAAUGGCUGGAACUCGACGAUAAGCUGCGAUCCAGCAUUGCCAUUAGCAGCUCAUAGUCAAGGAGGAAUUCCAUCGGAGAAUGCUUUUACAGUCUUUACCGCUUGCCUGAUGGUAUGGUUAGCCAUGGUGAGAUUGAAGUGAGCCUUGACUUGGGAAAAUUUUGACAGAAAAUGUUUCCUUGCUACUGUAUUUUGUCUAGUGAUAUUCAGUUUUGUGAGUCUAUCUUCUUUGUUUUCCCUUGAUGUUAGUCUCUCAUAAGAUGCCAAUUCCUCGACCAUUUAUAGUUUGAGUUUGCAAAAACUUUAUAAGCUGCAAGAGAAAAGUUAUUAUUUUGAUCGUUAGUAUAGUUGUUUAGAGAUGAUUUUAUGAUGGUAGUUGUUGGAACACCUUUUUUGUCUAGAUCAUAAUGGAAAUGUUUUCUCAAACUAAA